This is a messenger RNA of Jaminaea rosea, 3361 nucleotides long. RefSeq lists its product as hypothetical. Gene Ontology annotation, biological process: proteolysis. The coding region runs from base 178 to 3297 and encodes 1039 amino acids. Gene Ontology annotation, molecular function: peptidase activity. The record is from RefSeq and is a predicted model, not a curated record. The transcript has a single exon. NCBI's taxonomy places the organism in Eukaryota, Fungi, Basidiomycota, Exobasidiomycetes, Microstromatales.
CGACCUCAUCACAUAUUCCUGAGCUCAGCCCGUUCCUUUCAAGCAUUAGCAGGGUCAAGUCGCUUCCCUGUCCGGAUACCGACUCAUCUAGGACGUCCCCUUCCCCUCCCUCCCUCUCCCCACUCCCCUCUCCCCUUCCCCCUCCCUUGACCGUCCUCCCCCUCGCCGCUGACCGUCAUGGCCUCCUCGCAAGCCUCGUGGUUUGCGCGUCGCCUCCCGAACGCCCACGCUCGCUACCAAUCAAUAGCCUCCUCUCGAGUGGGUCGAACCGCCAACUUCACAUGGAAGUACAGACGGUAUGUGUUCUUCACGCUGGGCGCCACCUACAUUGGGGGCAUCUACGCCCUCGCAAAGCUGGAAGCAGCUCAGCGUGACGAGGUCAAACCCAACACCUACCUGUACAUGAAGGUCUACCCUGGCUCCAUAGUUGAAGUCAAGGGACCGCCAAGCUUGUCGCAUCUGGCGGUCAGCCCGUCGGCGGGGGAGGACCCGCCGAGGACUAUGGAGCUUGUCGAGAUUAUCAAGGCUAUCAAGUGGGCAGAAGUGGAUCCGCGCAUUCGAGGUCUCUUUGCCGACUUCUCAACACUGAACUGGCCAAGCAAUCGGGCUAGUGAGGGUCUGGGGCUGGCGCAGAUUGAGGAGCUGAUGCAGGCGAUCCACGACUUCAAGGUGGCCAAGGACGCACAAUUUCCCCCGCCAGAAGCGCAGUCUGCCCUGACCGAUGGCAAAGAGCAGGACGACAACGUUACUUCGGACCUGUCUGCACAGCCUAGCGGGCAAGUCCCCGUCCACCUGCCCAGCACCGUCGCCUUUGCAGACACAUUCCUGUCUCAAUCCUCGUACCUCCUGGCCUCCGCCUUCGAGAAGGUCUAUCUCCAACCGUCGGGCUCCCUUCCUCUGGUAGGCGUAUCAGCGCAAGUCCCCUUCUUUUCUCGUCUGCUCGGCAAGCUGGGCGUCAAGAUGCACUCCGAGGCCCGUCGAGAAUAUAAGAGCAUGAUUUCUCAGUUUGUGGAGGAGGACGGACUCACGAAGCCUCAGGCGGAGAAUGAGGCGCAGCUGCUCGGUGAGCUGAACAGGAGCGUGGCGUACGGCAUUGGCGUCAACAGGUUCAGAGAGAUCGAAGACGCGGAUGAGGCGGCGGACAAGGUGGCCGACCUGAUGCAGCGUGGUCCAUUUUCGGCCAAGGAGGCAGAAGAGGUCGGUCUCAUUGACGGGAGGAUGUACAAAGGAGAUGUCGUCAACAUGUUCUUCCCGCAUCGCGAGGGAACACCAGACCUCAAAGGCGUCUUUGACCCUGCGACCGGGGAGCUCACGCCGGCUGCUGCUGCUCAGGCAAGGAAACAGGCUGACAAUGAUGACCAGGACGAGUCGGAGACUCUCCACUUCAAGACCCUCCCACACUACUCUCGCGUCCAAGCCUACGCAACAGACAAGCUCCUCAACGAGGACAGCAAGAUCAACGUGGCCGUCUGUUACCUUCGUGGGUCCAUCUCAUCCGCCUCGGGAGACUACUCAGCCUCAGCCGUGGUCAAGGGCCUGCGAGAAGCGGCAGACGACGAUGACAUCACGGGAAUUGUGCUGCGCAUCGAUUCCGGAGGAGGGGACGUUGUCGCGUCUGACUCGAUUUGGCAUGCCAUCCGCCGCGUUAAGGAGACGACGGGCAAGCCCGUAGUAGUCAGCUUCGGCAAUGUGGCUGCCUCAGGCUCAUAUUACGCUGCUACGGCCGCAGACGCCAUCUUCGCGAGCGAGUCGACCGUCACUGGAUCGAUCGGUGUGGCUUCGCUGCGCCCAACGCUCAAGCAGGCCCCGCUGUUCGACUGGGCAGGUGUGCGUGUUCAGUCUUUCUUCACAGGAUCUAAAGCCGAGAGCCUCCUACAUGAGAUGGACGAGGGGCAGCUGGCGAGGCAAAAGGUGCACAUUGAUGAGACGUACGAGGACUUCUUGGAGAAGGUCUGCAAAGGGCGCGGCAUCACUAGUGGGGACGUCGUGGAGGGUAUCGCCGGUGGACGAGUAUUUACUGGGCUAGCAGCGUGGAGCUUGACAAGCCCAGAAUCGCUGAGACCUCGUGUGGCUAGCAGGAGGGGUGGCAGCGGUGCAGUGAACAUCAGCACUGCGGCGGAUGAGAUUGUCAGGCGAGCAGAGGAGGCUCUUGGUCUCUCAGCCUCCAGCUCGCGAUUUGAGGACGUCACCUUCGAGCCGGAGAGGCCUCUCUCUGAAUGGGAUCUCGAGGACGCCACGCGCGAGGGAGAGCUGAGGACGACGCUUGUCAAGCUGAGGAAGCGCGGAAGUCGCACGAGCAGUAGCAACGAGGAGGCUAGCGAAGAUGAAGCAACCUCCUCCUUUUCGGCUGCUGUGGGCGACGCGGCAUCCUCACUUGCGUCAAGCCUCUCUUCAACGUCAUCUCCACAGGACGGACAAGAAGCUCACCUCGCCGCCACGCGCGACGCGGCUACAUCUUCAAGCUCAUCCGCCGAGCGUCACGUCGAGGAAUCUCUCCGCACCACUCCACCCUACGGCAGAGGUCUAGUGGACGCCAUCGGCGGAGUAUGGGAGGCGGCAGCUCACGCAGUCCAGCUUGGCCUCAUCCGUGAGACUAUGAUUCUGAUGCAAGAGAAGGGCCUGACCUCUACAGAAGAGGCGUUUGCAGCUCUUCGACCAGGCUGUGUGCGCGAGCGACCCAUCGAGCCCGCUACCCUUGAGCAGAUCAAAGAGCAGGUCCAGUCUCUUGAGGAGCGAGCUGCUCAGCAGAAAGCCGAGGCACAAAAGCUCGAAGAGAAGGCUGGGAACGAAAAGGGAAAGCAGCAGGCCAGCAAGAAGAUGAAGGAGGCGGAAGAGCUCACCCAGGGCGUUGCGAUGAUGCGCAAGAAUGUCGAGAGGCUGGAGGCGAACAAGCCGGCCAGUGGCGAUAGCGAGGCGGCGCCUCAAGAAGAAGGCGAGUCGUCCGCUGAGGGCGCCAGUGGUGUCGCUGCACAGCAGCCACAGCCUCAAAUGUCCCUCACCGCAGACGUGCGCCUCAUCAAGUAUCCGAAGGACCGCACUGUGCUGGAGCGAGUGCGAGAGCUCAACAAGCGCGGCGAUGCGCCCUCGCUCUCCCUCGGACAGUGGGCGGGAGUCUACGCUGCGGAGGCGGCGAGGACUGUAUUGGGGGACGCGGCUGCUGGCUGGUUUGGUGGGAGGGAGCCCGCGGCGUUGUUGAGGGCUUGGGUGGGCAGGACAGUUCAGGAGGAGGCGGAGGCACGGGGUCUGAGGGGAGGGGUCAGAAUGGAGUACGGUGGACUGGGAGGCGAGGCAAGAUGAUCCUAGACAGACGUCCCACGGACAUCAAACUUAGAAAUGGACUAGACCAUUCACUGCUCUUCCC